Molecule: messenger RNA, 1598 nt
Organism: Anopheles nili
Lineage: Eukaryota; Metazoa; Arthropoda; Insecta; Diptera; Culicidae
Product: allatotropins-like
Exons: 2
Coding region: 1-522 (173 amino acids)
Source: RefSeq, a predicted model, not a curated record
AUGAUGAAGUUGUCCAUCUACAAACUGAUGCUGUUCGUCGUUCUCUCGGCGGUGAUGCUCUGCUGUCAGACAUCUGAGGCAGGACCUGCGCGCCAGCUGGCAAGUUUGGCGGCACGAGCCUCAAAGAUUCCGCGCUCCAUUCGGGCCCCGUUCCGGAACUCGGAAAUGAUGACAGCCAGAGGAUUCGGCAAGCGCCGAGCUCCGAUCGGUGUCAGCUUUGGUAGUGGGCGACCAUCACACCACACCGUGUCAGUUGUCGACGGUGAACAGGCUGAAUUUGGCAAAUUGAUGGAGGAUCUCGCCGGGUUCGAGCAGAACGAUCCUCAGCAACAGCAGAUCGCGGGCGAGCAGGAAAACAGCUUCCCGUUGGAGUGGUUUGCUAACGAGAUGUCGACUAACCCAACGUUGGCGAAAUCGAUUCUGCAACGCUUUGUCGAUACCAAUCGCGAUGGGCUACUGGAGACGAGUGAGCUGAUGCCGGGAACCGGGGCUAGUACGAACGAUGUCACCGAUCUGUUCUAAGCUGCUAUGCGCUCACCGGAUGUCAUCAUUCCGUCAGCAUCACGACGGUGUCGUAGGCCUGCAAGACAUUUUCUGGCAACAAACACUUCACAUCUCUCCGUACUGUUUCUCCCACCGAAAUUUGCACCCAAUCGCGAAUGAACCGGAUGACCGGUGGAAUUCAGCUAGUCUUAAUCGAUUUCGCUCACAAGAGCAUGGGCAACCCACCACAGCACUUGUUGUAUUCAACUCUUCGCGAUCCUUUCCAAUUUUAACCUCUAAACCAAACUUAAACACACCUAAAAGUCCUUCGCUGCAAUAAUGCAUGGAAAUAAAAAUAAAAGAAAAAAAACACGUUACUCACAUCUCGCUGAUGUGGCAUCUUUCAUCACCUAUCUAAUAUAUUCCGGUCCGACAGCAACAGUGAAGAGUAGGGUUUCGGCAAUAGACAGAUUCGCAAACACCUAAUCAGCUAGCGUUACUAGGAGUGUGAUGGUUGUCUUAAUUUAGCCGUAAGGGCUCUGUUUGAUUGCACUUCGUAUGGCAGCUUUAGCGCACAUCGUGCGGCCCAAAAGCGCCUGAAAACGCAAACCAAUAAAGGCUGGGUAUUGGGUGUGCAUUUUCCGGCGUUUGGUGGUCGAUUUUCCUAACAGCCCCCGGGAAACGGCCUGUGCUGGAGUGGAUUACAUUUUGUACCAUACUGUUUCAGAAAGGAGAGCCGUAGUUUCGAAUCCAUCCUGCAGAGGUAGCCCCACUCGCAGCAACCUGCUCGUUACUAUCGUUACUUUCUAAAGAUGUAAAGCACUUGCCUGUGUUUGUAGCAUAGUAGAUGUUAAGAGAUGAGCGUUUAUUUGGAGGCAAAGGAUGGCGAGUGAUUCAGGACACCGAGUGUGUACGGUUCCGUGUAGAACACGAACGGAACGGAACGAGGGGGGAAGAACAUGCGAAUGGAUUGUGACAUAAUUUAAACAUACAUAAAUAUUGAUAUAAGCAGCACUCUAGCAACCGAGGCAAGAAUCGAGUGGCACGCAAAUGUCAUCAUUUCAUCAAACAGUUGUAAAAUACGCGUGAAAUAUAUUGGUUGAUCAGCAACUGCA